UCAACUUGUGUAUAGCGCAGGGUGGGUGUGUCUAGCCCUUGCUUACCCACAGGUAGUAAGAGGAGAGCCCACAGGCCUGUGAUUGGGCAGGUAGAGAGGGGUCCUGUGCUGAUCUAGGAAAGCGGUUGGCCAUGUCUUGUCAUUUUAAGCCCCAGAAAAGGCCAUUCACAGAGCCACCAUGGGGUCGACAGCCCCAGGGCCCAUUCACCUGCUGGAGCUGUGUGACCAGAAGCUCAUGGAGUUUAUCUGCAAUGUGGACAAUAAAGACUUGGUGUGGCUCGAAGAGAUCGAGGAGGAGGCCGAGCGCAUGUUCACCAGAGAAUUCAGCAAGGAGCCUGAGCUGAUGCCCAAAACACCUUCUCAGAAGAACCGACGGAAGAAGAGACGGGUUUCUUAUGUUCAGGAUGAAAACAGAGACCCCAUCCGGAAAAGGUUGUCCCGCAGAAAAACGCGGAGCAGCCAGCUGAGCUCCCGGCACCUGCGCAGCAAGGACAAGGUGGAGAAGCUGGCCACGGUGGUGGGGGAGAACGGCUCUGUCCUGCGGCGGGUGACGCGCGCUGCGGCCGCAGCCGCAGCAGCCACCGUGGCGUUCGCUGCCCCUUCGUCCAGCCCUGAGUCUCCCACAGCAGUGACCACAAAGCCUGAAAACAGUCUGGCCGAGGGCCAGCUGGUGCCCGUGGUGGAGAUCAGCAUCAGCGAGCGCCAGAGUGCCGAGCAGCACCUCGGCCGGCUCGAGUCCGCCCAGGCUCCCUCUCCGGCUCUGUUCCCUCCAGCCACAGCUCCCACCUCCCACAGCAUCUCGAUAUCAGAGGAGGAAUCAACCCCCAAGAAGCCAGAGGCUGGGAGACUGGAAUCUGUUACCGUGAGCUCCCUGAUGGCCACACCCCAGGACCCCAAGAGCCGAGGGGUCGGAGCAAGCCGGUCGGCCUCCAAGCUCAGGAUCGCGCAGGCUUCCCCAGGCCCGCAGGACCUGUCGGGCUCUCCGGCCUCCCCGUGGCAGGAGCGGGUCCUGGCUCCCAUCCUGCCGGAUAACUGCUCCACGCCCACGGGUACCCGCGUGAACCGGCAGUCGGUGCGGCGCAGCCUGAUUGCGCCGUCGUCCCCUGGCCACCAGCCCUCGCUGGCCCAGAAGUACUCCCUGGUGGCCAAACAGGAGAAACCUGUCCGCAGAUCAAGCAGAAGGAUUGGCAAGAAAGCCCCUGAAGAGCCAGCUGCCUCUGCCCACAUCAUCUGUCACAGUUACCUGGAGAGGUUCCUGAAUGUGGAGGUGCCCCAGAAAGUUGGCCUUGAGCAGAAGCCCAGCGAGGAGGCUGAGCCUGUGGAGGCGGCUGAGCCAGAGGUCCCCAAGAACAUGCCCCGCAGUGCCACCAAGAUCGCCAUUAGCACACCUGGCUCGCGGCCUGUGGCUGGUGGCCAGGAAACACCCUCUGAAGGGCAGCAAGGGCCCAAGACCGACCAAGCAGAUGGCCCCAAGGAGCCACCCCAGAGUGUCAGGAGGAAGCGCAGCUACAAGCAGGCAGUGAGUGAGCUGGACGAGGGGCAGCAGCUGGAGGAUGAGGAGCUGCAAGCCCCCAGGAGCAAGACCCCCUCCCCGCCCUGUCCGGCCAGCAAGGUGGUGCGUCCCCUCCGCACCUUCCUGCACACCGUGCAGAGGAACCAGAUGCUCAUGACCCCGACCUCGGCGCCCCGCAGCAGUGUCAUGAAAUCCUUCAUCAAACGCAACACUCCCCUGCGCGUGGACCCUAAGUGCAGCUUCGUUGAGAAGGAGCGGCAGCGCCUAGAGAACCUGCGGCGGAAGGAGGAGGCCGAGCUGCUCCGCAGGCAGAAGGUAGAAGAAGACAAGCGGCGGCGGCUGGAGGAGGUGAAGCUGAAGCGUGAGGAGCGCCUCCGCAAGGUGCUGCAGGCCCGGGAGCGGGUGGAGCAGAUGAAGGAGGAGAAGAAGAAGCAGAUCGAGCAGAAGUUUGCUCAGAUCGACGAGAAGACUGAGAAGGCCAAGGAGGAGCGGCUGGCUGAGGAGAAAGCCAAGAAAAAGGCAGCAGCCAGGAAGAUGGAGGAGGUGGAGGCGCGCCGGAAGCAGGAAGAGGAGGCCCGGCGGCUCAGGCGGCUCCAACAGGACGAGGACGAGCGGCGGCACCAAGAGCUGCUGCAGAAGAAGAAGGAGGAGGAGCAGGAGCGGCUCCGGGCUGAGAGGGAGCAGCAGGAGCGGGAGCGGGAGCGGGAGAAGGCCCUGCGGCUACACAAGGAGCGGCUGCAGCGGGAACUGGAGGAGAAGAAGAAGAAGGAGGAGCAGCAGCGCCUGGCGGAGGAGCGGCUGCAGGAGGAGCAGCAGAGGAGAGCCAGGGAGGCGGCGGCGGCCAGCAAAGGCCUGACUGCGACCGCGGACGCGCAGUCUCCAGCUUGUACCUCCUAUCAGAUGACGCCACAGGGCCACAGGGCCCCCCCCAAGAUCAACCCAGAUAACUACGGGAUGGAUCUGAAUAGUGAUGACUCCACCGAUGAUGAGGCCCAUCCCCGGAAGCCCAUCCCCACCUGGGCCAGAGGCACUCAGCUAAGCCAGGCCAUCAUCCACCAGUACUACCACCCCCCGAACCUGCUCGAGCUCUUUGGAACCAUUCUCCCACUGGACUUGGAGGACAUCUUCAAGAAGAGCAAGCCCCGCUACCACAAGCGCACCAGCUCUGCUGUCUGGAACUCGCCGCCCCUGCUGGGCGCCAGGAUCCCCAGCAGCCUGGCCUACAGCCUGAAGAAGUACUGAGGCCCCCAGGCCUUCUCGGCAGUCUCCGCCCCUGUGUGUGUCUGUCCGCCCCUCUGGUGGUCUGGUGCCAUCCUGCCUGGUGUUCUGUCUCUGGGGCUUUGCCAUGUGUAUAUAAAUGUCCUCUGUGUGCUGCAGGUAGAAUGUGGCCCAGGCCUGUUUGGAGGCUGCACUCGGUGGGCGGUUGGGGGAGAACCAGCCCAGCCCCACCUGGCCUGCAGACAGCACUCUGUAAAUAGAUUGUUAUAAUUCAGCAGAAUUUUAGCCUCUAGUGUUCGAGAGCUAGAUUAAUAAAGUCUGUUCCUUCAAGCCUGCUGUGGGUCUUGUGGAGAUGGGGGGCCUUGGCAGAAUGCCCUGGACCCUGGCCCUGCAGCCACAUGUCUCAGGCCACUGAUGGGCGGGGGGCCCCAAGGGACUUUGCCUUUUCCUGGGGUGUACUUCUAGGUCACCCGGGUCCCACGUCAAGAUGCUGAUGCGGUGGGUGAUUCUGAUCCUGUCCUUGGGCAAUGCUAAGACACAGGUCAGUUACUGGCACAAUGGGGCAGGUGAAGCUACUUUCUGAUUUUCUGGAGAGCCCCCUGUUUGUAAAGGGGAGCUUGUUCCGUGGGAAAGACAUGGGGUUGAGGUCAGGAGGACCGGGCUCUUGACACAGCUGUGCCACCUAGGACAGUCCCUCAGCCCCACGGGCUCCGCCCUAGGCACGCGGAUGGUCAAAGGACCUGACGAGGUGUGCAACACAGCUAAAGCAGGAGCUCUGAUUAGAAAGAUGUCUCCUGAAACCACGUUGGGUCCAGUGCUGGCAAGCAGUUGAGAUGUUUCUCCAACAAAUCCAGGCAGCUGCUCAUUGAAUGCUUAGUGUCAAGAACUUAGUGGCUCUGGUGCUGUCCCUUAGCUGCAGUGGCCACCUCCUUCUCAUCUGCUGCCCCACCCCGAGAACGGGUUGGCGAACUAUGGCCUCGUGGGCCAAAUGAAACCGCAGUCAGUUUUUGUUUUGUAACAAAUACCUGUUUUCUCCGGCUGCUCCGCUGAGGGCAGAGUUAAGUAGUUGUAACAGAGGCCUUAUGGCCCACAAAGCUGAAGAUACUGUGCCCCUUUACAGAAAGUUUGCUGACCCCUGCUUUAGGACAAAAAUACAGGCUAAGUUCAAGAGUGCUUGAAAAAUGAGGACAUAGUGAACAUGCACAACAGACUGAAGUUGAGAGGAAUCCACCCAUUAAAAAAAAAUUUGAUGCUUCAUUCAAAUAUGGUGCACAAUUCAAAUUGGUUCCAUAUGCUCUUGGACUAGAAACUGUUGUGUGGAGCCCAUUGGCGAGGGCGUCUUUACCUAGAAUUGAUCAAUUUUUUUUCUUUUAUGGACUGUACUUUUUUGGUACCACGUCUUAGUCAUCUUUGUCUAGCCCCAGUUCUCAAAGCUUUCCUCUUAUGUUUUCUUCUAAGUGUUUUAUAGUUUUACAAAUACUACAUUUAGCUUUAUGAUCUACUUGGAGUUAGUUUUUUUAAAGUGUGAGGUUUCUGUUUUUGGCUUAUUUGGUUUUGGGGGGCAAUAUGUCCAGUUGUUCCAGGACCAUUUUGUUGAAAAGACUGUUGUUUGUUUUCCACUGAAUUUCUUUUGCAUCUUUGUCAAGAAUCAGUUAGCCCUAUUUGUAUGGGUCUAUGUCUGGACUUUGUAUUCUCUUCCAUUGGUCUGUGAGUCUCUCCUGUUACCAAUACCACAUCGUCAAAGUUACUGUAGCUUGUAUCCAUCUUAAAAAUCCGUUUGUAUGAUUCCUCUAGUUUUAUUCUUCCUUUUCAGAAUUAUAUUCACUUUUCCAUCAAUUUUGCCUCUCCAUCUAAAUUUCAGGAUGAGCUUAUUUAUACAAAAAUGUUGCUGGGAUUUUGAUUGGAAUUACAUUAAAUCUGUAGAUAAGUUUGGGGAGAACUCACAUAUGAUGGUGAGUCUUCUAAACCGUCAUCUGACUUGUCUCUCCAUUUAUUUGCAUCUAUGGCUUCUGCCAUCAGCGUUUCAUAGUCUCAGCAUACAGAUCCUGUACAAGUUUUGUUGGACUUAUAGCUAAGUAUUUCAUUUUCUUGGAGUUACUAUAAAUGGUAUUGUUUUUCUAAUUUUGGUUCCCAGUUAUUCAUUGCUGAUAUAUAGAAAUACAAUUGAUUUUUGUGUGUUGACCUUGUAUCUUGUGAUGCAACUAAAGCAGUGUGUAGAGCAGUGUGUAGAGGGGCAUUUAUAGUACUAAAUAUCUGUGUUAGAUGAAAGGUGUUGAAUCAGUGACUUCCGCUUCCACUUUAAGAAAUUAGAAAAAGAAGAGCGAAUAAAAGUAUAAGCAGAAGAAGGGAAAUAAUGAAGGUAGAGCAGAAAUCUAUGACAUUGGAGAGAGAAAAAUAAUAGGGAAAAUUUAACUAAACCAAAAAAGCUGAGUCUUUGAGAAGCUCAAAAAAAAAAAAAAUCAUAAACCUCUAACUGGAUCGAUCGGCAGCAAAAGAAACAAAUGGCCAGUGUCAGGAAUGAGAGGUACAACCAUUAUAGAUUCUGUAGUUAUUAAAACAACAGAAAGAAUACUAUGAGCAACUUAUAAUGAAUUGGACAAUUUAGAUGAACACAAAUUCUUUGGAAGAUCCAAAUUAUUUUAGUUCAAUCAAGAAGAAAUAGAAAACCUAAAUAGCUCUACUUAUGAAAGAAAUUGAAUCUCACAAAGACUACUCUAGACCUAGAUUACUUUAGUGGUAAAUGCAACCACGUAUUCAGGAAAGACAUUAACACCAGUUCUACAUAACCUCUUUCAGGAAAUUAAAGAGGAAAGAAUAUUUUCCGCUCCAUCAGUGAGGCCAACAUUGCCCUGAUCCCAAAACCAUACGAAGACACUGGAAGAAGGGAAAAUUAGAUACCUAUCCCUCAAAAAUCUCAACACACAAAUUCUUAAAAUUAUAGUAAGUUAAAUCCAACAAGUUCUAUAAAGAGGAUAAUACAUCUUAACCAAAUAGGGUUUAUCCCAAGAAUGCAAAGUAGGUUUAACAUGUGAAAGUCAACUAAUGUAAUUUGCCAUAUUAAUACAGGAGGAAGACUGUGUGAUUAAUAGAUGCAGAAAGUGCAUUUGACAAUUCAACGCUAAUUUGUGAUAAAAGCUCUAAGCAAAUUAGAAUUUUUUUUGGUCUCAUAUUCAACUCUGCCUCUCCCAUUAAGCUGAAGGUAUGGCCAAUAAUAUGACUUAAAUUUAAGUAUCUCAAAAAAUAAAUGAGUGAAUGAAUUAUAACAUGCAAAUUAGAAUCUAAAAGGAAUUUCCUUGGUUUGAUAAACCACAUCUACAACAACAACAAAAAACUCCAGCAAACAUCAUGGUGACUGUCUUACUAAUAGGUCCAAUGCAAAGAUGUCCACUCAUUACUUCUGAACAUUUUACUGGAGGUUCUAGCCAGUGCAAUAGGACAGAAAAAAGGCAGGAGAGAGGAAGGAUUACAACUAUAUUCAGAGACAACUUGUGCAAAAUCUGGUAGUGUCUACCGGGAUGAGUAUGUGAGUUUAGCAUGGUUGUCGGAUACAAAAUUAAUAUAAAAAAAAUCACAUGUAUUUCUUUUUUUUUAAGUUUAACAUUUUAAUUGGAAACAGUUCAUAUGCCCAUCCAGUGGAAGCUCAGAUAAGCAAAGUGCAAUAAACAGAAUGAAAUAUCACACAGAAGUCUCUGUAUAAUGGAAUAUUAUGCAGCCAUCAAAAGGAAUG
Messenger RNA from Zalophus californianus (California sea lion), 6458 nucleotides. It is a transcript of the gene INCENP, whose product is annotated as inner centromere protein. Lineage: Eukaryota; Metazoa; Chordata; Mammalia; Carnivora; Otariidae. Gene Ontology annotation, molecular function: protein serine/threonine kinase activator activity. Gene Ontology annotation, cellular component: kinetochore; meiotic spindle midzone; nucleus. The record is from RefSeq and is a predicted model, not a curated record. The transcript is spliced from 19 exons. Bases 179 to 2755 code for a protein of 858 amino acids. Gene Ontology annotation, biological process: mitotic cytokinesis; positive regulation of protein serine/threonine kinase activity; metaphase chromosome alignment.